AGGUGGCGAGGCGUCUGGGCUCAGCCCACGGCGGCCCCAUCCGCGGCGAGGGGCGGCCCCGGGCCGCGCGACCCGUGGGCGACUGGCCGGGAGAGGCCUCGCGAUGGCGCGCCGGGCCGUGCCGCCACGGGGGUCUCCCCGUCGGCGGGGCGCCGCGGCCGCCGCGCUGGCGUGCUGGUGCUGCCUGCAGCUGGCGUUCCUGCCGCGGGGGGCUGCCUUCCUGCCGCGGCCAGCGCAUCUGCUGCGGCCCCCCGCCGCUGCACCUUCGGCAGGUCUCGCUGGCGGCCUGCAAGGGCUACUGACCCUCCAGCAGGCUGCGCUAGCCCAGGAGACAGCCGUCGAGGUGCGCGUCAUGGACGCAGCGGCCGUCGAAAGGGGCAACCAGAUUCUCUUCAGCUUCGUUGGCGUCGCCGCCGUCCUGGUAGCCCUGACGGCGUUCGUGGUCACCAGGGGCCAGGACGAGAGGGGGGACCUGCUCUGAGACGAGCCUCUCGCCGGGGCGCGGCCCGCCGCCCCCGGGUCGGCGGAUGGGCGUUUUUCGUCGGCCCGCGCCCUUGCGGCGCGCGCGCGGGCGCGGGAUUUUCGGGCGAGCGCUCGGCUCCGCACCGCCGCGCCGCGGCCGCCCCCGCGCGGGAGGACUGCGUGAUCGUC
Messenger RNA from Prorocentrum cordatum, 651 nucleotides. The record is from the annotation of a GenBank genome assembly. NCBI's taxonomy places the organism in Eukaryota, Dinophyceae, Prorocentrales, Prorocentraceae.